Molecule: messenger RNA, 2905 nt
Organism: Saccostrea echinata
Lineage: Eukaryota; Metazoa; Mollusca; Bivalvia; Ostreida; Ostreidae
Product: dopamine receptor 1-like
Exons: 1
Coding region: 366-1556 (396 amino acids)
Biological process (GO): adenylate cyclase-activating adrenergic receptor signaling pathway
Cellular component (GO): membrane
Molecular function (GO): G protein-coupled receptor activity
Source: RefSeq, a predicted model, not a curated record
GAGACUGUUUUACUAUGCAUAUGCAUAUUUGACAACGCCAAAGGUUGUGAAUAUUAAACUUGGUAUGUAAGUUAAAGGAUAUUUAUCGAAUAUACACAGAAGUGUUUGUUCCAAACUUCUCGCAAAACGAAAACUCGGGAUCGAUCUAAAGUCGCUAAAUGUUUGCCAAACUAACACUUGAAGAAGAAGGGGAACAAAAGCUUAACGGCGUAUUCUACCGGUGCCAAACAGUAUAGACCAAAAGGACCGGAACAUUGCAGGGAAUGGGCUGAAUUCUUCAAUGUUUGCUCAAGAAUUUAAUCAAGUGAGUGUGCAAUUGCCAAUGCCAAACCAGGAGACGUCGUGUUUCAAUUCUUUGAUUGAAUAUGGUAACAAAUUUUACUUCGUUUAACUUGAAUUCAACAACCGUUGCUGUAUCUUACGAAUUGCUGAGCAAUGUUACUAGCAUAAACAACAUCACGGAGUCGUUACAGAAGGAAGAGGCCACUGGAGAGGCCUAUACUCUAGCAGAGAGCAUCAUAAUAGGGACAAUUUUGUCUCUGUUCAUUUUUGCGGCUGUUUUUGGAAAUGUGCUCGUGUGUGUGGCUGUGUUUAAGGAUAGAAGACUCAGACAUCGGACAUAUGCUUUCAUAGUCUCUUUAGCUAUAGCUGAUCUGCUAAUGGCCUUGUUAGUUAUGACAUUUGCAGUCGUCAACGACAUUUUAAACAAGUGGGUUUUUGGACCUGUCUUCUGUAACAUUUGGAUUUCUUCCGAUAUUAACUGCUCUACAGCAUCCAUCUUAAAUUUGUGCGCCAUAAGUCUGGACAGAUACAUUCACAUAAAAGAUCCAUACAAAUAUAAAACUUUCAUGACUAAGAAAAUGAUGGUCAUCAUCAUAUCCACUGUGUGGAUUUCGUCCUUGACCUUGUCAUUUUUACCAAUUCACUUGCAAUGGCAUCGCAAUGCGGAAGACCGAUACAAACCUAUUCCAGAAAACGUUUGUUUGAUGGAUCUCAACCCUGUGUAUUCUGUAGUUUCAUCAACCAUUAGCUUUUACUUACCCUGUAUUAUAAUGCUUAUUAUUUAUAUGCAGUUGUACUGUGCCGCACGAAGCCAUGUCAAGGAAAUACGCAAGACAAGUUUUCACAUGCCAAACGGCGGUAAAGGAGGGGGAUCCGGGUCCAAGGACCACAAAGCUGCCGUGACUUUAGGAAUUAUUAUGGGUGUUUUUCUGUUGUGUUGGAUGCCUUUCUUUGUGAUGAAUUUGGUGGAAGCAUUUUGUAAGUGUGUUCCUAUAGUGAUGUUUAAAAUUUUAACUUGGCUGGGAUAUGUGAACUCAUGCUUAAACCCAAUCAUUUACAGUAUCUUUAACAAAGAAUUUAGGCACGCUUUCCGAAAGAUCCUCUUUCCCGAUUCAUGUAAAUGCGUGAGACCUAAACGCAAUAGUUAUGCACAGAGUAGUAGGUCAACAACCAAAUCUUUAAUUCCAAAAUCGGAGUAUAUCAUGCAUUCGAUAGAAAACGGGAACAGGAGGGAUUGCAAAGAACCUUUAUGUGCAGAGGCCACACCUCUUUAGUUACACGUGAUAAAAGUGAUUGAAGGGGUCAAAGGUGUGCUCGAUUUUCUUUACUCGUUAACACUGAUAUUAAUGGUAACAAAACCGUUGCAAAGAGCUGUGAUUCAUUUUGUUUUGCAUGUUUAUUAUGUUCAGAUUUCCGAUAUAUAUGUAUAUAAGUGUGUAAUCCAAAUCAGAAUAGUUUACAUAGGCUGGUUGAGUUGAAUGAUGUUUUCAUUUCUACUGAAAUUAUAUCACUGUUCUUGGCUAUCAAUACUAGUUAUAGAUUGUUCCGACUUGUGAAAAAUCAAUAAAUCUCUUAUGUCCACAAAAAAUUAAUGCCACUCCGCAUUAAACUGUUCCCUUUUAAUUUGGUCGUUAAAAUUUUGUAAAAAGAUGAAACGGGUCAUCAGUUUCAAAAAGAUUUACCUAUCAUUUACCACCAUGGGCCCCAUAUCGCAUAAGUAUUUCUGUAUACACUGUUAGUUGAUAAAGAAAAUUUACUUAAACUUUUUUUUUCUAAUUUGCAAUACACUGCGUGGAAUCUUGAUGCCUUGCACAGCGCCAAGGCAGACGAACUAGCUCCCAGUAAGUUUUCACAGUGCUAGUUUAUCCAUUAUAUUAAUCAAAUGCAGACAUAAUCAAACUCGGUGACAGAGCUACCGACAAAGUGAGAUAUUUUCUCCCGAUGUUGGGGAACUUUUCUUGUAUAUUUUGUAGAUGAAGCGAUAUGAAAUUUCUGAUAUUCUAAAGGAUGCCUUAUGAAUUUCAUUUACGUGCCAUCAUUUUUUUUUACAAUCGACCGUAGCACACAAACACAUUAUUUGACUCAGAUUUUCUUUUGUUUGUUGUUAAGAGUACUCAUUGAAACAGAAAAAAGAAUAUCACAAAUGGCCAGGGGUUUAUAGAUACAUGUACGCUAACAGCCAGGCGUAACAAAUGUUGUUUAGGUUUCAUAUUAAGUCAAAACAACAGUGUUUAGCGAAUUGAUUGCUAAAAAUUUCCAUUUUGUGAAUUUUUGCAAGAGUUCUAAUCUAUGGUGAAAAGUAAAUUAUCCUUUAAAAUGAGCUAUUGAUGGUAUAUGAAUAUCGAUUAAUUUGAAAUAGAAUGAAAACGAUUUCCAUCGUUAGCGAGGACAAAUAUUGUCAAAUAUCAUAAUCAGGAAUUGUUUGUAGGGUUGUUCGAGAUCAAUUGUCAAUGAAUAAGGUUUUCAAGCUAGUGGCAAGAUGUGAAGAAUACGUUAGUAAUGGUCUCAGAUUUAUUUACCCAAAACUAGUCCCUAACCAAUUAACGACACUUCGUACUUUUAAUUUUAUAUCGGUCCUGCAUAUAAAAAUGAAACUCUUCGGGGUGGGGAGGGGGAAUGGGGG